Molecule: messenger RNA, 2365 nt
Organism: Apis dorsata (giant honeybee)
Lineage: Eukaryota; Metazoa; Arthropoda; Insecta; Hymenoptera; Apidae
Exons: 5
Coding region: 306-1103 (265 amino acids)
Source: RefSeq, a predicted model, not a curated record
AACGAAAAGAAAUGAUCUCUCAUCUCUCGAAGGGCGAGAAAGAAGAGAGAAAAUCAUCGGAGUGGAUUGUCUGCAGCAUCCGGGUGGGGUGGUUAGUUGGGUGGUACGUCGGUCGAUUUUCGUGCGCUUCGACGCAGAACGGAGAGGGCGUGCUGAUCGUUUGCCCCCUUAUAGUAGUGGAGAGUCGCCGAAAACACCACGAGCUCCGGGGGUGUUGAUUGGUCAGUGCGUAACUGGCAACUGUCGGUACAGUUGUGCAGCAUUCAGUGGGCUGCCAGCGGUCGCCCUGGGCACCACCUGCAUGGAUGGAGCCUACUCGUGUACCCAGGGCCCCUGGUCCACGUCUUGUUUUUCUCGUUGCGACGCUAGCCCUCACUUUCGCAGCGACCGGGUUAUUGUGUGGUGCCAUAAUGUCGGAUCACUGGGAAGAAGUUGGCUGGGAUAAGGAGGCUCUAACUCAUGCGAAUGUUACACUCACGUGGUAUUUGGAUGGACAAGUAGCAAUGGUAGAACCAACAUCCGGCCACAGAAACCAUCAUUCUACUUUUCUCGUACCUAUGUACGGUGGUAUUUGGAUCAUGUGUGUCUCGCUUACUGAAGAGGAAAUACGACUACUAGGUCAGGUAGAUUUUCCGCAAGAGAGGUGCAUUAACUACUUGACGCCCGACGAAGCACACGAGGAGAUUCGUGCCGCCUGGCAAAAUCGAAUGCAGAACUUGAGUAUCUCCUGUUCUCUAGUUUGCUUGAUCAUUUUGGGCACAGCGGUUCUCAUUGGAUUUUUUGGACUUUGCAGACACCAAAUAUCAGCGGUCCUUGUUACCGGUGUGAUGUAUCUUUUAGCAGCCACAUUCGCAUUGUUUACCCUGACGAUUAUUCACUUCAAGAGAGCUCAGGAUCGUGGAGCUCGAAUACUGGAUGGCCCUGAGGAUGGUGUAAUUGGUGGACCGGUUUCUCGUAAUGUUCUCAAGGCCAGACGAUUCACCAGCUCCUGGAGCAUGGAUUUUGGAUGGGGUGGUGUUACGCUUUGCGCCCUCGCCUCGGUAGCGUGGAUCUUGCUCAGCAAAAUAAUGCGUUUCAGCCCCAUAGCCGCUAUGAUAGCGUAGCAGUGGGAGGCCUUCGAGGUCUAAGGUCGUUUCCAACAUUUAUGAAAAAGCGUUUUGAUGUCGUCGCCUCUUCAAACAUGUUCCAAAUCUGUGGAGGGAGAUUGCGUUCGUCCAUAAUGGGAAACAGGUCACCGGAAACGAUUGUGUAGUCUAUUUUAUUCUAAUUGGAAAGUGAAUCAGUUUGAUGGGCAGCUCAAUACCAUGUUUUGUAAGCUGUGGAAUUUUCAUUGUGUAAAAUAAUCAAUUUGAAUGAAAUUGUUCACAGUUUCUAAUAUGAGAAAGCUUAGGCUGAAAGUUUAACAUUUGAAAGAUUAAUUAUUUGAAAACAGGGUACGACAUUGAGACAAAUUUUAAGAGUAUUUUUUCCAGAAAUGGUAUCACGGUUGAAAAUGACCACCUCGAAGGCAAUUUGUUUUAUUAACAGGUAAUAUGUAUUGCAUAGUGUUUAUCAAAUUUAUGGAACCUAUGAUGAAUCUGUCUGAAAGCAUGGCAAGCUAUGGAAGGAGUCUAAUUUUUGGGCUAACCUUCUGUUUUAUACAAUUUAUCUAACAAUCUCUAAUCUUUGAAAGAAGAAAAAAAAACAUACAUAGUUGGGUGAAGAACUAUAUGUAGAAGAGGGAUAUAUAAGUUUUAAAAUAAUAUAUCUUUAAAUUUUCAAAACUUUAAAGUUUUGCACAGAUUUAUGUCCCAAUGGAAAUAAUUGAAAAAUCCCCCUUUUCAUAUAGACCUUUACGAUAAAAUAAAUUAUUUGCAGGUACAUGGAUAUAAGAUAAUGUACAGGAGGAAAGUAAGCUUUCUGGACUGAAGAAGUAUUAUUCAAUGAUAAGUAGAACAAAAUACACGUUUACCUCAGUUUUGAUUUGCAGUCAGAUUAGUCAAUUAAUGUACAAGUAAAGAAAAUCUUUACUGAUUCUAAUCUAUCUUUUUUAGACAUAAUUUUAAUAUACUUCUUGUAUAUGAUCUUUUUACAGUUGCAAUAGAUAUAUUUGAGUUUGCGUAACAAUUGAUUUGAAAUAAGAAUAUUUUUAUGCGUUGUAGAAGUUGAGACAAUAUUUGUUGACCUCUGCUUGAAAAUUUUGACACAAAUUGUAAUGUAACAUAGAUGCAUAUAGUAUAAUUCGAUCGCCUUAUAAUUAGAAAGAUAAGCAUGUUUGUAAUAUGCAUAGCAUAGCAGUAAACUUGUUCGAGCCAAUACAAGCAACGAUAUGCGUGUUUGCAAGAAGAAUUUAGCUUUUGCUACGACUUGUUACAGCAAAAAAAAA